Gavialis gangeticus (Gharial) is the source of this 1766-nucleotide messenger RNA. RefSeq names its product somatostatin receptor 2 (gene SSTR2). Gene Ontology annotation, molecular function: somatostatin receptor activity; neuropeptide binding. Lineage: Eukaryota; Metazoa; Chordata; Crocodylia; Gavialidae. Gene Ontology annotation, biological process: cellular response to glucocorticoid stimulus; cellular response to estradiol stimulus; neuropeptide signaling pathway. The record is from RefSeq and is a predicted model, not a curated record. The transcript has 2 exons. Gene Ontology annotation, cellular component: neuron projection; membrane. The coding region runs from base 17 to 1144 and encodes 375 amino acids.
CGGGCGGGACGGAGCCAUGGACGGGGAGCCGGACCUGCCCAACAGCACCCGGUUCUGGUACUCCUCGGCCUCGGCCUCGCCCUCGCACCACCUGGCCGCCGAGGCGCCCGCCAACGCCUCCCGCAACGGCACGCACGACCACUUCGACCUGACCAGCAACGCCGUGCUCACCCUCAUCUACUUCGCCGUGUGCAUCGUGGGGCUCUGCGGCAACACCCUGGUGAUCUACGUCAUCCUCCGCUACGCCAAGAUGAAGACCAUCACCAACAUCUACAUCCUCAACCUGGCCAUCGCCGACGAGCUCUUCAUGCUGGGGCUGCCGUUCCUGGCCAUGCAAGUGGCGCUGGUCCACUGGCCCUUCGGCAAAGCCAUCUGCCGGGUGGUCAUGACGGUGGACGGGAUCAACCAGUUCACCAGCAUCUUCUGCCUCACCGUCAUGAGCGUCGACCGGUACCUGGCCGUGGUCCACCCCAUCAAGUCCGCCAAGUGGAGGCGGCCGAGGACGGCCAAAAUGGUCAACGCGGCCGUGUGGGGGCUCUCGCUGUUGGUCAUCAUGCCCAUCAUGAUCUACGCCGGGGUGCAGAGCAACCACGGGCGCAGCAGCUGCACCAUCAUCUGGCCGGACGAGUCGGGCGCGUGGUACACGGGCUUCAUCAUCUACGCCUUCAUCCUGGGCUUCCUCGUGCCCCUCACCAUCAUCUGCCUCUGCUACUUAUUCAUCAUCAUCAAGGUCAAGUCCUCCGGCAUCCGAGUGGGCUCCUCCAAAAGGAAAAAGUCCGAGAAGAAGGUCACCCGGAUGGUCUCCAUCGUGGUCGCCGUCUUCAUCUUCUGCUGGCUCCCCUUCUACAUCUUCAACGUCUCCUCCGUCUCCGUCCUGAUCGUGCCCACGCCCGCCCUCAAGGGCAUGUUCGACUUCGUCGUGGUCCUCAGCUACGCCAACAGCUGCGCCAACCCCAUCCUCUACGCCUUCCUGUCCGACAACUUCAAGAAGAGCUUUCAGAACGUCCUCUGCCUGGUGAAGGUGACACAACACCCCCGCCUUGCUCCUUCCCUCUCGCUCUUGGCUUCCCCGAGGCCGACCCUCUUCAGCGGACUCCAGUUGAACCAGUGUCAGGAAGAUCAGGACCGAGCCCCCUGGCAUUAGCUAGACGUAAGGACAGUUGGGCCCCUGGUCUGAGCUUCCUGGGACCCUUCCCAAAAGGGACAAAGACUCUGACCCACCCCACAACUAUUCAAUCGCGCCCCAGCCCGGCUGCGCUGGAGAUGGAGGCUGUACGUACAGCACGGACCCACCGCGGGAUUUUGGCUACUCCUGCUCUCCCAACGACGCGUCGGCCUUUUGUACCCCCCGUGCUCACCAGCGUGCGAGACCCGCUGUGCAUGUUCGGUAUCGUGUGUGCGUGCGUGUGGCGGUCGGCCCCUGCCCUCGUGGGUCCCACAAGCCCGUGUUGCCCCACGACCGGGCCCUGCCAUCCUAGAAGGGGCGAAUGAACUCUGCACUCCUCCGGGGAUCGCAGGCUCCGCUCCUCCGUCAGCAGGUUACACGACGGCCAUGAAGACGGGCGGUGGAAUACCAGGUUUAGCCCCUAAAGCCGCGAUGACCCUCCUCGCCAGAGCAAAACUCCUAUUCCAUUGCCCCCCUCCACCCCGUGAUCUAUAAUUUAUGUUGUAUAUGCCGCGUGCGUGUUGCUUGUAACGUAAGACCGGUUGUAUCUCCCCCGACUGUAAAACGCAAGAGAUAAAGUCACUUUCUUUUAUUGGCUCAA